AAGUAUCCCGUGGCCUGCUUGGCAAAGCUUAUGGAGGUCUAUGGGGAAGGGCUUGCUAUUGGUUACAACAUCAGUUGCAAGCAUUUGAAGAUGCUAUGUGUCCAUUACCUCAUUGAAGCUUUUCAUGGUUAUGCCCACAACCAGCAUUGUCAGCUAGGCUUCCACCCAUGGUUUCUAGGGACAGCUGGUCUAGAAGAUUUUAAGACUAAUGAGUGCUUGUUCUCAAGGCAGAACCUUACUGCACAUCUAUUCCCCUAUGCAUCAGCAUACCACCAACACCUAACUCUA
Dacryopinax primogenitus is the source of this 288-nucleotide messenger RNA. RefSeq lists its product as uncharacterized. The record is from RefSeq and is a predicted model, not a curated record. The annotation marks the transcript as partial. The transcript is spliced from 2 exons. NCBI's taxonomy places the organism in Eukaryota, Fungi, Basidiomycota, Dacrymycetes, Dacrymycetales, Dacrymycetaceae.